AUGGAUUUAGAACUCCCCGACGAGAAAAGAACAUUCGAUGAAGUAGAAGUGGUGAACCAAUGCUCGGAUUUCCUCAACUCCGGCGUAGACACAAUUGCCAUAACACUGCAAUGGAUGAUGGCAAACAUAGUGAAACACCCACGCAUUCAAGACAAACUUGUCACAGAAAUUAGACAAAUUGUGGGAGAUGGAGAAGUUGAAGAGGUGGAAGAGGAGAACCUGCACAGAAUGAAGUAUUUAAAAGCGGUUGUGCUAGAAGGUCUGCGUCUUCACCCGCCGUCGCACUUUUUGCUUCCGCACUCUGUCACUGAGGACUUCAUUUUGGACGGGCGUUACGUUGUGCCAAAGGACUGCACUGUGAACUUCUCUGUGGCGGAGAUGGGGCGGGAUCCGUGUUAA
Molecule: messenger RNA, 399 nt
Organism: Rosa rugosa (rugosa rose)
Lineage: Eukaryota; Viridiplantae; Streptophyta; Magnoliopsida; Rosales; Rosaceae
Product: cytochrome P450 89A2-like
Exons: 1
Coding region: 1-399 (132 amino acids)
Cellular component (GO): membrane
Molecular function (GO): oxidoreductase activity, acting on paired donors, with incorporation or reduction of molecular oxygen, NAD(P)H as one donor, and incorporation of one atom of oxygen; heme binding; iron ion binding
Source: RefSeq, a predicted model, not a curated record